Molecule: messenger RNA, 6852 nt
Organism: Salvelinus fontinalis (brook trout)
Lineage: Eukaryota; Metazoa; Chordata; Actinopteri; Salmoniformes; Salmonidae
Product: serine/threonine-protein phosphatase 6 regulatory subunit 2-like
Exons: 26
Coding region: 413-3532 (1039 amino acids)
Cellular component (GO): cytosol; nucleus
Molecular function (GO): protein phosphatase regulator activity; protein phosphatase binding
Source: RefSeq, a predicted model, not a curated record
GCCAUUUUGAUUAAAAAAAAUAUGACAGCAUCCUUGUCUGUCUUGCUGCAAUCUUGAGGGUAAAAGCGACAAUUAAUUUACUGGCGCUGGGAUUGAUUGUACUAUACACGGGUGGAAGGGUCCGGCAGCCUCUUGUGAGCUGUCAAAGAAACACUCGCCAGAUUACUGACAUAUUUGGUUGAUGGGGCGUGCAGCUCCAGUUGACUGGCUUGGAAUAUAAACAAACUGCUCAACUAGCUACUAUAGCAGACUGACACUGACGCCCUGGAGCUAAAUGACAAGACCGUUUAUCAGUGUGUGUGCGCCAAUGGUGUGUGUGUAAUCGUCCAUGCAGAUGACCAUUCCUUCCUGGGUCUAUGAGACAAAUGACUGAAGAGGUCUGACCAAGGACACACAUUAAUUAGCUGCAGCCAUGUUCUGGAAGUUUGACCUGCACAUGGCAUCCCAGCUGGAGGCCCUGCUGGAGAAGGAUGAUGUCACGCUCACUGAGCUCAUGGAGGAGGAGGACGUACUGCAGGAGUGCAAGGCCCAGAACCGCAGGCUGCUUGUCUUCCUGUCCCAGGACACCUGCAUGCAGGAGCUGCUGCACCUCAUCACCACAGAGCCCCCUGCUGGCCUGGAAGAAACAAGACGUUUUAAGCACCCUAACAUAGCGUGUGAGCUGCUGACGAGUGAUGUGGGGGUGAUAAAUGAUAAGCUCGGUGGAGAGAAGCCCCUGCUGGAUACCCUGUACUCUUUCCUGGAGCAGCCCCCUCCCCUCAACCCCCUUCUUGCGUCCUUCUUCAGCAAGACCAUCGGAAACCUCAUCACACGCAAGACCGAACAGGUCAUCUCCUUUCUGCGUGGAAAGGAGGGUUUCCUGGGUCUGGUCCUGAAUCACAUCAACACAUCAGCCAUGAUGGACCUCCUGCUACGCCUCAUCAGCUGUGUAGAGCCUGCUCCUCUCAGACAGGACACACUCAACUGGUUAAAUGAAGAGCAGCUGGUCCAGAGGCUUAUAGAGCUCAUCCACCCUGGGAAAGAUGAGGAGAAACAGUCAAAUGCAUCCCAGACUGUGUGUGACAUCAUCCGUCUGAGCAGAGACCAGGCCAAUCAACUCCAAGAGAACUCUGAGGCUGACCCUCUGCUUGCCGUGCUGGAGUCGCAGGAGUGUGUGGGUCAGCUGCUAGACAACAUGUUUGUGGGAGAGAGGACAGAGAGCUGUAUCAUCUGUGGAACUCAAAUCCUUCUAACCUUACUGGAAAUCAGGAGGCCAGGGGUAGAGGGUAUGUUGGAUGUGUGUGUUCAGGGACAUGAGAGGUGUGUCAACAGUAGCAUCCUGCAGGCCAUCCAACCCCACCUCACACACUACCACCAACUACUGCUGGAUCCGCCCAGGGUGACCCCCAUGCUUACCAGUCUAGGUGUGUUGGAGGUGCCACUGGGUAACUGUCGUCUCCAUGUGGCCAGGCUGAUGGCCUCUCUGCUACAGACCACAAACACCAGUUAUUACAUCUGUUGUAACAACACCAUUUAUAACAACACCGUCACACUGGAGCUCUGCAGACUCAACACCAUAAACAUUCUACUGGACCUGUUCUUUAAGUACACCUGGAACAACUUCCUGCACUUCCAAGUGGAGCUGUGUGUGGCAGCCAUCCUCAGCCACUCUGCACAGGAGCAGAGACCCCUGGUUACCCAGGAAAAUCCCAGGCUUCAGCAGGAGCCCCAGGAGAAGCAGGACUCGCCUGGCCCCACACUCCCACUGCCCUCUGUUCCUCCCGACAUCUCCACACACAACCCACUGGUGACCCAUUUGUUUCAGGACUGUCGUCUGUUUCAGAGGAUAUUGGAGGCCUGGGAGGAGAAUGAUAAGAUGCAGGCGGAGGGGGGCAUGAGGAGAGGCUACAUGGGUCACCUGACUAGGAUCGCCAACACUGUAGUCUGUAGCAUGGAGAAAGGACCACUACACAGCCAGAUCAGCAGCCUUAUUACAGAGCUGCUUGUGGAUUGCAAGGGGCGCUGGGAGAUCUUUGUAGACCAGGCCCUGACAGAGAUCAACAGGAAGAACACUGUAGACCUGGUGUCUCACAACCUGCGCUCCUCCAGUGAAGACGAUGACAGACAGAGUCCCUUCCCCAAAGAGUUGUCACUGCAACAGACAUUCUCAGACUACCAGAUCCAGCAGAUCACUGCUAACUUUGUGGAUCAGUUCGGCUUCAAUGACGACGAGUUCUCAGAACACGGCGACAACAUCAAUGCCACCUUUGACCGGAUCGCAGAGAUUAACUUCAACGUGGACACAGAGGACACUGCUAAGACUGCAGCAUUUGAGGCCUGCACUAAGGAGAAGAUCCAGUCGUUUGAUGACAACGAAGAGGAAGAUAUCUGGGAGGAGAGAGAGAUUAACUACACUACACACACCAAGUCUAGGACCAGGUUUGGGGGGUCGCGGACGUCUGUUGGAGCGGCUCAGAGUGAUGGGGUGAGCGAUACUGCUGAUAGCUCAACAGGUUCUGAAACAGAGGAGUGGGAGGUGCCUAGUGAGGUCACAGGUCAGACGAAACACAGCAAGAACAUCAGCCAGACUGAGAACAUCAGCCAGACUGAGAACAUCAGCCAGACUGAGAACAUCAGCCAGACUGAGAACAUCAGCCAGACUGAGAACAUCAGCCAGACUGAGAACAUCAGCCAGACUGAGACUGCACAGAGCCCUGGCUGGGCGGCUAGUUUCGGGGAGGUGAACUCUAAGGACCCCUCUCCUGGAGUGGGUGUGGAUCCAUGGGCUAACCCCACCCCCAAGUCUGGAGUGGGCGUAGACCCAUGGGGUAGCCCUGCCCCCACACCUGGAGUGGGCGUAGACCCAUGGGGUAGCCCCACCUCUAAAUCAGGGGUGGGCAUAGACCCAUGGGGUAGCCCCACCCCCAAGUCCGAAGUGGGCGUAGACUCAUGGGACAGCCCUGCCCCCAAGUCAGAAGUGGGCGUGGAUGCAUGGGGCAGCCCCGCCCCCCAACCCAUAACUGCAGAGAAGGGCUGGGCCAAGUUCACUGACUUUCAGCCCUUCUGCUGUUCAGAAACAGGUCCGAGGUGCACUUCUCCAGUAGACUCAGAGAUCUGUGGGUUAGACAAAACAAAACCCAGCCAGGACAAGAACUCUUGUGUGUGGAGUGUGUGUGUGGCGAGGAAGGCUCCCCUGGUAGCAUCAGACAGCUCUUCAUCAGGAGGCUCAGAAAGUGAUGAAGAGGACAAGACUGAAUCUGUUACUAUGGAGACGGUAUCCAAGGAAAUUGUUACUACAGAGACCGUUGUCACAACCGCCGGACGGGAGACCAUCAGACUUAGGAUGGACGCCAAGAACGAGAGAGCUGUCUUCACCAGAGUGUUUCAUCCUGCAGUCAGAGGUGAGGCUGACAUGAGAGAGAAAGAAAAGAUGAAGGAGAAAGAGAGGGUGAUGGGUGGAGGAGACCCUCUCAAUGCCACCGCUGCUCCCCUCAAAAUUCGGCCUGCCACCGUCACAAAAGACACACCAUCCUUGGCAAACGGACCGGCCUAGUACUACGGUAAAAUGACACACACAUACACACUCCAUUCCCUAGCAAACUCUAACACACUCCACUUCCCAACAACACUCCAUGCCAUGCAACGUCUUGUAUCGUGAGGAGUGCUGCCCUGUCAUAGGUCUGUGUCUAGGACAUCUACGGUGGCUGAGAGAGUCAGAAAGCAGAAGAGAAAGCCAUUCCGGAAGCCAAACCACAGCUCCUAAACACAACAGUUUAUAAACAGAUUCAUGUGAUGUUUGUCCCUGCCCUUCUGCUGUAGUCUCUCCUACACACCUAUCACCACACUGCGACGUGUGUGUGAGAUCCAGCUUUAUGUAGUGUUGUUAGUUCUUGACUCAGCCGGAUUUUUUUACACUUUAAGUUGAGAAGACGCUCCAUUCCCGCUGUAGUCACAUCAUCAGCGCAGAGUAAAGUCUGAGGCCUGGGGAGCAGGGGAAGGAGUAGUCAGUACUGACUGUAAGAUCUUCAAAGACAAAGUGUGUUCCUAGUUUUUAUUUAUUUGACUCAAUCAUUUCAGCAUAGAAAAUCCAGCCUGAUUAUGAAAAUCCUCCACUGUCUUUCUCUCUGUGUGGACUAUUACAGGUAGUGAAAAUAUUGAUUCCGUCUGUUCUUUCUCUUUGUGUGUAUGUGUGGGAGAUUUGGAAUAUAUAUUCUCAGGUUAAAAGAGCAGUUCUGUGGAUGUGAUGAAAGCACACCUGUGUGACGUCACACACAGCAUGAUUAUUCACACACACAAGACACACACAAAGCGUGAGGCAUACACACACUCCACUGCGUGAGUGUAUACACACACACAAACACAGAGUUUGCGCAGACAGAAGCACUCACACCCUUCCAUAUCACCCCUCCACAGAGCUGUGUAAAUGUAAUAUUGUGACCGUUGAACCUUUUAUUAGGUUGUGGUAUAAUGUAAACGUAUUAUAAUGUAAACAGUAUAUAUAUAUAUAUAUAAACACGUAUCUAUUUUUGGUAUCAAUUCAGAUGUAUCGGAAAGCGGAUGUUUAGCAGGUUGGUGUGUGUGUGUGUGUUUAUAAUGUUGAAAUGAGGCAAUAAUGACAUCUGUGUUAUGGUUUUUACCUCAGCAUCAGACCCUGAAACCCUGCUACAUGCUUCCUCCUGGUGGGUGUGUGGUUGAGUGGGUGUGUGGGUGGGUGGGUACAUGUAUGUAUAUGUUUAGUGUAUUGGAAAUGUUUUCCAUAUACAAUUCCUCAUGCUAUAUCAUCUUAUCAGUAUCUAAAGCGCUCUCUCUCCCUUCUCUCAUUUAGAGCAUGUCAUUCAGGUAUGACUUAGUGAAGUUAGUUUCUGUUGUUGUGUGGUUUUAUGUUUAAAGCACUUUGUGAUGGUGGGCAGAACCACCAAGGGCUUUUACUCACAGCUGAGGAAGAGAGGUUUGAGGAAGAGAGGAAUCAGUAAGUUAUUACAAAAUCUUAAUAAUAUUUAUGUGAUAUGACGAUUUGAUCCACCUAUUGUGAUGCCAAAGUGUGCUAGAGACUAAUGAAACUGGCUAGAUUUGGGACAGGGAGAGGGAUCCACCCUGAUUCAGGGUCUGAUAAAGCUAACCAGAGUUGCGUCAUACCUUCACCCCAAUACCACACACUGCAUCUGACCCAUAUCACACCACACACUGCAUCUGACCACCCAUACCACACCACACACUGCAUCUGACCACCCAUACCACACCACACACUGCAUCUGACCACCCAUACCACACCACACACUGCAUCUGACCACCCAUACCACACCACACACUGCAUCUGACCACCCAUACCACACCACACACUGCAUCUGACCACCCAUACCACACCACACACUGCAUCUGACCACCCAUACCACACCACACACUGCAUCUGACCACCCAUACCACACCACACACUGCAUCUGACCACCCAUACCACACCACACACUGCAUCUGACCACCCAUACCACACCACACACUGCAUCUGACCACCCAUACCACACCACACACUGCAUCUGACCACCCAUACCACACCACACACUGCAUCUGACCACCCAUACCACACCACACACUGCAUCUGACCACCCAUACCACACCACACACUGCAUCUGACCACCCAUACCACACCACACACUGCAUCUGACCACCCAUACCACACCACACACUGCAUCUGACCACCCAUACCACACCACACACUGCAUCUGACCACCCAUACCACACCACACACUGCAUCUGACCACCCAUACCACACCACACACUGCAUCUGACCACCCAUACCACACCACACACUGCAUCUGACCACCCAUACCACACCACACACUGCAUCUGACCACCCAUACCACACCACACACUGCAUCUGACCACCCAUACCACACCACACACUGCAUCUGACCACCCAUACCACACCACACACUGCAUCUGACCACCCAUACCACACCACACACUGCAUCUGACCACCCAUACCACACCACACACUGCAUCUGACCACCCAUACCACACCACACACUGCAUCUGACCACCCAUACCACACCACACACUGCAUCUGACCACCCAUACCACACCACACACUGCAUCUGACCACCCAUACCACACCACACACUGCAUCUGACCACCCAUACCACACACUGCAUCUGACCACCCAUACCACACACUGCAUCUGACCACCCAUACCACACACUGCAUCUGACCACCCAUACCACACACUGCAUCUGACCACCCAUACCACACACUGCAUCUGACCACCCAUACCACACACUGCAUCUGACCACCCAUACCACACACUGCAUCUGACCACCCAUACCACACACUGCAUCUGACCACCCAUACCACACACUGCAUCUGACCACCCACACCACACACUGCAUCUGACCACCCACACCACACACUGCAUCUGACCACCCACACCACACACUGCAUCUGACCACCCACACCACACACUGCAUCUGACCACCCACACCACACACUGCAUCUGACCACCCACACCACACACUGCAUCUGACCACCCACACCACACACUGCAUCUGACCACCCACACCACACACUGCAUCUGACCACCCACACCACACACUGCAUCUGACCACCCACACCACACACUGCAUCUGACCACCCACACCACACACUGCAUCUGACGCAUACCACACCACCUGACCCAUACCACAUCACACACUGCAUCUGACCCAUACAACACCACACACUGCAUCUGACCCAAACGUGUGUGUGCUCUCUGUAGUCGGAGGCCUUUUAUAAAGGGUUCUGAUGCUGGCGGUUCCUUUUCUGUAUAUGUAAUUGUGUGUGUUACUGUUGUCAAACCUAGCCUGUAAAUUCAGAUAUCAAACUAAUAAAUAUGUCAACCAUCAA